AUGCUCCGACUCUUCUCGCGAACGCUUCCAACAACGGCCAAAUCAAUCUUACCAGCACUCUUACGAACAAAUCGAUUCGUCUCUAGGACUUCAUACCAAAUCGUCAGAAGUAUGGGCAACGGAAAGGCUAGCAACGAGGACCUGAAGGGCUCCAAGCUCUUCGAUGUUUCCCACGUCACAGCUCUUGUCACCGGUGGAGGUACCGGUAUUGGUCUGAUGAUCACACAAGCGCUGGUUGCAAACGGCGCAAAGGUGUACAUUACAUCAAGACGCGAGGAGGUCUUGAAGAAGACUGAAGAGCUCUACAACGGCGGCCCAGGCCAAAUCAUUCCCCUCGUAGCAGAUGUUAGCGAAAAGGACGACGUAAAGCGUCUCUACGACGACAUGUGCCAAAAAGAGCCCAAGGGAAUCCAAAUCCUCGUCAACAAUGCUGGUAUCGCGCGCGACGACAACACCAAGUUUUCCACAAAUGGCCAGCCCAACAUGGAAAACCCACAAGCCAUUUCCGACCACUUCCUCAAGUCGGAGCCUAUGCAGUGGGCUGACACCAUGAAGACCAACGUCGGAAGCAUCUACUGGAUGUCCAUGACCUUCUUACCGCUUCUGGCUAAGGGCGGUAAUGUGACUCCAGGAUACAGCUCCCAGGUCAUCAACGUGAGCAGCAUCUCUGGCUACAUGAAGGGUAGCAGCAACGGACAGUUUGCGUAUGCUUCAAGCAAAGCGGCGGCGACGCACUUGAGUCGUAUGUUGGCGACUACCUUUACCAGCACCAAGGUUCGCGUCAACACCAUUGCUCCUGGUGUCUUCCCUAGUGAGAUGACUACUGGUGGUUCCGACGAAGACAACAAGAGCCGCAUCGAGUCGGGCAUGUCUAACCCUGCCGGUCGGCCUGGAGCCGACACCGACAUGGCUGCAACAGUGCUUAUGCUGGCUGGACCAGGUGGCGUCUUCUACAACGAGCAGGUCUUGUAUCCAGAUGGUGGAAGCACGCUUUCGCAGCCUGCAGCGCGGGCUUGAGCGUAGUACCCAGCGAGCAGCCUCACGGGUAUCAUUAUCCAUGAUUAAGUAGCAAGAAAAAUAUAAUAAUACCGAAAUACACAA
This is a messenger RNA of Pyrenophora tritici-repentis Pt-1C-BFP, 1101 nucleotides long. RefSeq names its product FabG, Dehydrogenase with different specificities (related to short-chain alcohol dehydrogenase). Lineage: Eukaryota; Fungi; Ascomycota; Dothideomycetes; Pleosporales; Pleosporaceae. Gene Ontology annotation, molecular function: oxidoreductase activity. The record is from RefSeq and is a predicted model, not a curated record.